Postia placenta MAD-698-R-SB12 is the source of this 1494-nucleotide messenger RNA. RefSeq lists its product as hypothetical. Gene Ontology annotation, biological process: double-strand break repair via homologous recombination; resolution of meiotic recombination intermediates. The coding region runs from base 1 to 1494 and encodes 497 amino acids. The transcript has 5 exons. Gene Ontology annotation, cellular component: RecQ family helicase-topoisomerase III complex; nuclear body. Lineage: Eukaryota; Fungi; Basidiomycota; Agaricomycetes; Polyporales; Adustoporiaceae. The record is from RefSeq and is a predicted model, not a curated record.
AUGGCGCCUCCUGCUCAUAUAGCGCAAUGGUUGAAGCGCACAUAUCCGAAGCCACAAGUUGAUCCAGAUUGGCUUGAAGGAUGCUACUCUUGGAUCGAAGAGGAACAUCACUUAGAUCCCACCACACAGAUGGAUGAGAUCAUUCACCAUGUUGACCUGCAAUUGCUUCAAUCCGACCUCACUGAUUCAAUGCUCGCGGGGACAGGCUUUCCGCCCAACAUCGCCGCACUGCCCGACACUACCAUCCGUGGUCCCGUUCUGGUCCAGAUUAUCAGUAUUGCGGAAGUCGGCCAUAGCGCCUUCACGUUGCAGAAUGUCCGGCAGGCUCGCCUAGAACGCGAAGACAUGGCGGUGACGGCUCAACCACUCUCCAAGCUAUGGAAUAUCGCCGCCUCCCAGAGCUCGUUCUCGGGGAGACGCCCAUCGGUUUUAAGGGUUACCAAACCGCAGACCUUGAAGCACUGCAAGACCGUGACUUCGCACGAAGUCUCAGGAUACGUUUGGGGUUUGUAUUUCUGCCAUUGGGGUGAAGUGAUAGCUAAGGACUCAAACUUCAGCAAGCCCGACGAUCCCGCUCAAGAAGAGCCUGAGCCUCGACGAGAAUACGCUCCAGCCCAAGCGCUCCAGCAGCAUGCGCCUGCCGCCCGCGCAAACGCCGCACCCCCGUCGACACGGCAACCGCAGGCACCGGCCGCAUCGACCCGGUCCCCCAUUCGCUCACCCCUCAAUGAGCUGUCGGAACCUCCCGCACCUCCGAUCGCAGGGCCCUCCGGCACGCACCACGACGACGACGAAGGCCAGCCUCGCCGGCGCAAGGUCCCCAGUCGUGCUCAGCGCAGUCCGUCACCUGACCCGCCUCCAAGAACUAUGCGCUCGCAAUAUUUCGUCUCAGGCUCAGACUCAGGCACAGGCUCACGAUCGCACACGCGCAACCCUUCCGCGGACAUUGCGCGUGAGCAUCUCUUUUCGCCGCAUAGACAGCCACCGGUCGUCGUCCCGGACAGCGACGAGGAGGACCUAUUUGCAGGCGCGCCAACCAACGCCGUCGGGAAGGUAGGGCCGUCACGGAAAGCGGGUGAUACGGAUAACAGCAGUCCCAGAAUGCCAAGUUCCGACUUCGACUUUGCGUUUAAUUGGGAUGACGCAUUUCAGGAGAAGGAAUUCAUUGAGCAGGUAGAGCGCCUCGAGAACGCUGAGCGCGCCAAACGCGGAGGGACGCCUCAGCCAACUGUUACAACAAGCUCGAGCGCGACUAUUGUGGAGCUCACGCAGGGCAGACCUAGUGCAGCGGUCACACAAAGAUUCACGACAUCCUCGAAUGCGCACGCAUCAUCGUCGAGUUCCGGGGAUCGUGCGCGAUCCACUACCCUAGGCAUGGGCUCAGGCCCCGCGCCGAGCGCCGAUCGGAGAACGGUCGAUAUGGGCAUCAUCGACAUCGACGAUUCAGAUGAAGACGACAAGGAGAACGCGCACGGCGAGGUCGGUCCCACCUAG